Molecule: messenger RNA, 642 nt
Organism: Sinocyclocheilus rhinocerous
Lineage: Eukaryota; Metazoa; Chordata; Actinopteri; Cypriniformes; Cyprinidae
Product: E3 ubiquitin/ISG15 ligase TRIM25-like
Exons: 3
Source: RefSeq, a predicted model, not a curated record
AUGGCAGAAUCCAGUAUUUCAGUGGCUCAAGGCCAGUUUAACUGUUCAAUCUGUCUGGAACUACUGAAGGAUCCAUCGACCAUUCUCUGUGGACACAGUUACUGUAUGAGCUGUAUUACAGGCUGCUGGGAUCAGGAUGAUCAGAAGGGAGUCUACAGCUGCCCUCAGUGCAGACAGACCUUCACUCCAAGACCUGUUUUAGGUAAAAACACCAUGCUGGCUGAAGUGCUGGAGAAACUCAAGAAGACAAAACUCCAAGCUGUUCAUCCUGACCAGUGUUACGCUGAAUCUGGAGAUGUGGAGUGUGACGUGUGUACUGGGGACAAAAACAAAGCCAUCAAGUCCUGUCUGGUGUGUCUGAACUCUUACUGUCAGAAUCAUUUUGAGCAUCACGAAGAAUUUCACUAAAAAAAGUGACACAAAAUGACUGAUGCCACUAGACAACUGAAGGAGAUGAUCUGCACUCUACAUGAUAGGCUGUUAGAAAUGUACUGUCUCAUAAACUCUUGGAAGAGACCCAGAGAACAUUCCAGCAGAAAAUUCAGGAGAAAGAGACUGAGAGAGGCUGUAGAGUCUUACAAGGUGAAUUUUGAGCAGAAGAACAACUGCUGGCUGCUGAAGAGCUGUUUCAGACUCAGUUAG